Messenger RNA from Electrophorus electricus (electric eel), 1562 nucleotides. RefSeq names its product leupaxin (gene lpxn). Gene Ontology annotation, cellular component: filamentous actin; adherens junction; stress fiber. The record is from RefSeq and is a predicted model, not a curated record. Gene Ontology annotation, molecular function: muscle alpha-actinin binding; actin binding. Gene Ontology annotation, biological process: muscle structure development; heart development; actin cytoskeleton organization. Lineage: Eukaryota; Metazoa; Chordata; Actinopteri; Gymnotiformes; Gymnotidae.
CAUCACAUCCUGCUUAACCUCUUCAUCACAAUCCAUUUGCUCUGAAAGUGUGAAAAAGGGAAGUUUCUUAAGGGUAAAAGUUGUAAGAAGGAUGAACUAGUGAGGUAACAGGAAAAGGAAGCUUCACUUUUGAGGCAGAGGGUACACGCUGCGAUCAGAUUACACCGACUGUCCAGAGGCCCGUCGCCAUGGAUGAACUCGAUGAGCUGCUCCAGGAGCUGGGCCUGAGCAUAACGAAAAACAGCACCCCCCCUACAUCAGGUCCCCCCCAAAGCCUCGCCCUCAACAUCUCGCACAGGGACGAGCCGGGAAACGUGUCAUCACAGAUUCAGACCUCUGGCACUGAAUCAGGGCAGAAGGAUUCUGAAGAUGUGUACAGUCAGCUGCCUGCUCCAGUGGAGGCUGGUUUUAUGAGUCCAGGAACAGCGACACGGGAGCUGGACUCCAUUAUGAAUGAGCUCCUGGGUCUGGGUCUUGAGCUCCCAGACCAGACACAGUCGACACACCAGCCACAAGUUACCCAAAACUCAAACAAGGAUGCAACAAAGCCAGAAGGGAAUAAAAAACCUUCUGGAGGAGACCAAGCAGCAGAAAACAUUGCUGUAAGCAAAGAGCAGGACGUUCCGGCAGGAAAGAACAUGGAUGCUAUCGACAGCCUGCUGGGAACACUCAGCUCGGACAUGGAGAAGAUGGGGGUCCGCACGGAGGCCAAAGGGCACUGUGCCUCGUGUGGAAAGUGCAUCGCUGGGAAGAUGAUCACAGCUCUGGGGAAGGUCUGGCACCCAGAGCACUUUGUGUGUGUGGUGUGUAAGGAGGAACUGGGCUCUGGAGGUUUCUUUGAGAGGGACGGAAAACAGUACUGCGAGGCGGACUACCAGAGCCUCUUCUCCCCACGCUGCGCCUACUGCCAGGGGCCCAUUCUACAGAACAUCUUGACGGCGAUGGACCGCACAUGGCACCCAGAACAUUUCUUCUGUACCCACUGUGGGGAACUGUUUGGAGCAGAGGGUUUUAUGGAGCGUGAAGGGAAGCCAUACUGCCCUAAGGAUUUCUACCGCCUCUUUGCUCCGAAGUGCUCCGGCUGUGGCGAAUCUCUGCAGGAUAAUUACCUGUCUGCUGCCAACGGUACCUGGCACCCAAACUGCUUCGUCUGUGCGGACUGUCUGAAGCCCUUCACAGAUGGCUGUUUCCUGGAGCUGGAUGGACGUCCUCUCUGCUCAUUGCAUUUCCAUACUCGGCAGGGCAUGCUGUGUGGCACAUGCAGCACUCCCAUCUUGGGCCGCUGCAUCGCUGCUCUCGACCGCAAGUUCCACCCCGAGCACUUUGUCUGCGCCUUCUGUCUGAAGCAGCUCAGUCAGGGAGUGUUUAAGGAACAGGGCGGCAAACCCUACUGCGCCGUCUGUCACAACAAACUAUUCCUGUGAGCCAACACCCACUGACCCCACAGCCCACACACCCCAACACCCAGUGACCCCAGAAAUAAUGGAAGAGACAACCCUUAUGUAGAAUCCGGAAACAGGGAAUACACAUUAAUAAUGUAACAUAAAAUAAACUUUACAUAU